AAGUGUUUUGAGCAACUAUUUCAAAAAAAUACAACUCAUCUGCGAAAUGUUUAUGUUAAAUAUGGUGCUUUUUCAAGUGGAUCAGGCUAUUUCAAUCAGCCACAUGUUAUUGAAGCAAGAAUGUAUGAGGAGCCAAUUUCUUGGUGGGCUAAUCAUGGUGCUUCAACACCAUUGUUGCAAGGGUUAGCAUUUAAGUUGCUGUCACAACCAGCUUCUUCAUCAUGUUGUGAGAGAAAUUGGAGCACCUAUGGUCAUAUUCAUAGCAUCAAAAGAAAUAGGUUGGCAAGUAGUAGAGCUGAAGAUUUGGUCUUUGUGCAUUGCAACAUAAGGAUGUUAUCAAGAAAGAAAAAAGAGUACAAGGAAGGGCCUUCAAAGUAUUGGGAUUUAUGUGGAGAUAGGUUUGACAUUGAUGGACCUCCAAUUGAGUUUGCAGAACUUUCCAUCAAUGAGCCUGAGUUGGAGCUUGUGACUUUUGAUGAUGUAAUGGAGGAUGUUCAGCCUGAUGAUGUUGGUCAUGGUGAAGACUUAGAUGCUUAACUUUUGGACUAGCUUCAUUUGAUCUUUUGCAUUUUCAUAUAUUGAUGUUUAUGUUUAUGUAAAAGACUAUAAUCUGUUUUCUUCUCUUUUUUUUUUUAUAAAUUUUUUGACAUUUUGUGCUAUGGUGGAGAUGAUCAGUCAACUAGGAAUAGUUGACUUGACAUACAAAACUUAUAUUUUUGUAAAUCUAAAUUUGAUCAUCUCAAUCAACUUGAAGGUAGUUUUUUUUUGUCAUAAUGUUUAUAUUUGUAUGCAAAGGAGGUUUUAUUUAUGGGACACAAUCAGAGAUAUUUGUGGGAAUUAUGUUGUGAAUCAAUGUGUUGGUAUAGUUGCUAACAGGUUUAAGGCUAAAGCAUUGAAGAGCUUAGAAGUUGGAUAUCAUUGGAUGAUCAAUCUUCCUUGUCAGUUUCAAGGAUUCAAUAUCAAUAGUUUGAUUAAGGAUUUUACUAAGGAGCUUUGGCAUCAUUCACAAUUUGAAUUUCUAAUAUGCUAUGCUGUAAUUAUAAUGAUAUAGAAUAUUAUAGGUGUGGUCAAAGUCAUACACAUUUUAAACUUGAUCAAGUAAGCAUCCAUAUCUUUUCAUUGUCUUUUUUUGCUUUAAUUUAUAUUUUAUACACAAUGACUUUUUUAUUUAUUGCCUACAAACUGAUGGUGAUAAUUAUGCAGCUAAAAUGGUGAAAGAACAUGUAAAUUGUGGGAGGUUGGAAGCACUAAUCAAUCAGGUAUGUGCCUAGGUCCUACAUUUAUUUCAUAAUAAAUUACUUUUGUUUUUCUUCUAUGUAUUUUUUUAGACUUUAACAAUCUGGUUAUUGAUCAUCAUGAUGCAUAGAUUAUGUAGUUAGUUAGUACAAUAUAAAAAUUCUACUAAUAUUUUAUGUGCCGUGUCCCCGUAUCCGUAUCUACUUUUUGGACACUUUUUAGCCGAGUCCCCGUAUCCUUAUUUUCACGAAUAGGCGAAUCUGACACCUAGACACAUACCCGUAUCCGACACCCGCACCCGCGUCCGUGUAACU
Camellia sinensis is the source of this 1550-nucleotide messenger RNA. NCBI's taxonomy places the organism in Eukaryota, Viridiplantae, Streptophyta, Magnoliopsida, Ericales, Theaceae. The record is from RefSeq and is a predicted model, not a curated record.